This is a messenger RNA of Ornithodoros turicata, 1193 nucleotides long. RefSeq names its product transcription factor A, mitochondrial-like. The coding region runs from base 241 to 1095 and encodes 284 amino acids. NCBI's taxonomy places the organism in Eukaryota, Metazoa, Arthropoda, Arachnida, Ixodida, Argasidae. Gene Ontology annotation, biological process: regulation of transcription by RNA polymerase II. The record is from RefSeq and is a predicted model, not a curated record. Gene Ontology annotation, molecular function: transcription cis-regulatory region binding; DNA binding, bending. The transcript is spliced from 8 exons.
CAUAGAUACCGCUCUCAGCCGGGAUCGAACUCGCGAUCUUGAGCUCAGCGCCUUCACCUCCAGCAUAUGAUCGUAUGAUCCUAUGACCGGAUAACUGAGAAUCUGACUCACAGGUCAGAAACUGAGGUACCAGACCUUUCUGAAGAAGGCACCUUGCCGAUAUUUUAUCGAUACUGCAAUAUCAACUCAUAUGUGCGCAUCACCGGUAUCACAAUUCACAAUCGCUAUCGCGAAUACAAAAUGGCGUCGCCCGUAAUGCAGUUUGCGCGAUUGUCGUUGGUAAACACAAAUAUUUGUCGAGUUGCCGGUAACCUCAUCAACGCCAAGCAAGGUGACCAACAGGUAUACGGGUUCGCAACUUUGAAACAUGGGUCGGCCACGACAUUGCCAGUACCGCCGAAGCGGCCGCCAACCGGUUUUAUACUCUUUGCAAACGACGCACGUCCAAAUGUGGUGAAGCAAAACCCCAGUUUGAAGCCUACAGAAGUUAUUCGAGCGAUUGCAGCAAGGUGGAGGUCUGCUGACGAAUCCACAAAACAGAAAUAUACCGCCUUGUCCAAACUGCGCCGUGAAGAAUUCAUCAAGCAGAAGGAAUUGUACGACACGAAGCUAACAGUGCAGCAGAAAGAAGCCCUGAAAGAAGUUGCCAUUGAGAAAAAGCUCAAAUCCACAAAGAAGAAGCUACAUGAGACGUUACGCCAGCUGGAGAGGCCCAAGGGACCCAGGUCAGCAUAUGUGCUCUUCACGACAGCCAAGCGGUCGGACAUCCGAGCAAAACUUCCAAAGAAAGUAACGGGGAGCAAAUUCGCCUCAUGGCUGCUCGGGCAGCCGCAUGUUGAAAGCACUGCUACCCAGGCACCCCAGGAGGUGAUGACCACUCUCGCACAAAUGUGGAAAGAACUGCCGGAGGAAAAGAAGAAGCCAUAUCAUGAGAAAGCAGAAGUGGACCGGGCUCGCUAUGAGGCCGAAAUGGUUACGUGGAUGAAGCGGAUGGAUAAAGAAGGAAAAUGGGAAAUGCUCAACGAUCUCAAAGAAGACAUACGUGAACUCAGGAAAGAACAUGACCCUUUGAAGAAAAGUAGCAGCAAGUCCUAGCAGGAAUGGAAGGGGACAAUAAGGAAAAAUGACAACAUCAACAAUAUAACUUUGUCUUUGUAUCUGGAAAAUUAAGUGAUUAAAACUGCUAAAGUAGA